CAGCGGAAAGGCCCGCCGCCAUCUUGGAUCGCGGGUGCCUGUGAGGGAAGAGGAGGGGCGGCGGCGACGAAAGAGGGAAGAAGGAGAAGGAGGAGGAGGAGAAAGAGACCCCGCCGCCGCCCGUCGCCCCCUUUGCGCCUUCCGCGGCUCCUGCCCGGGGACGAAACGCUGCUGUGGCCGCCGCUGCCUCCCCAGCCAAGCUGCCCAGUCACCAGCCCCUCGAGCCCAGUGCCACAAUGGCAACUGCACCUUACAACUAUUCCUACAUCUUUAAAUACAUCAUUAUCGGUGAUAUGGGUGUAGGAAAGUCCUGCUUGCUCCAUCAGUUUACAGAAAAGAAGUUUAUGGCAGACUGCCCCCAUACAAUUGGAGUCGAGUUUGGUACCAGGAUAAUUGAAGUUAGCGGCCAGAAAAUUAAGCUGCAGAUCUGGGACACGGCGGGACAAGAGAGAUUCAGAGCUGUCACACGGAGCUACUACAGAGGUGCUGCAGGAGCCCUUAUGGUUUAUGAUAUCACUAGAGGCGAGAACGUGGAAGACGCGUUCCUAGAAGCCGCCAAGAAAAUCUACCAGAAUAUCCAAGACGGGAGCCUGGACCUGAACGCAGCAGAGUCAGGGGUACAGCACAAGCCUUCGGCUCCACAGGGCGGGCGGCUAACCAGCGAACCCCAGCCCCAAAGAGAAGGCUGCGGCUGCUAGUUGACCUUGGUUCCUCGGCUCUGUCUGUGACCUUUCACCUCUGUCAAGAGCAGUGCUUUUUUGGGGGGAGGGUGGGGCUGCUUCCAUUUUCCUCUGCACAUCUUACCAGGUUUAAUUAAAACUCCCGAGGCAAGAGUUUAACACAAUACUAAACUGCUAAAAGAAUAAAAUAAAAAGAGAAAAAACUUAGAUGUAAUCAGGUUAUCAAAGGCAAGUAGAGUCAUACCCCCCAUCCCUGCAUGGUAAAUCUUAGACGUCCUUAUUCCCCCCUACCUCUCCCCUCCCCAUAAUCAAUUUGUCCUUGUGAAUAGAUGUCACCGAUUCAUGAUUUACAAAACAGAGCUCUGAUGCUGGACCUCAUGACUUUCACUCUCUCUCUCCCCUUCUUUUCUCCGCAGAGCUUUUGUCUCUCGUAAAGUUUAACUUUGGUAGCUUCAACUUUUUUCUCCCAAUCUGUAACUGGUCUGUCCUUUUUAGUAACAAAACAAAAAAAAAAAGAAAGGAAAAAAAAAAGAUUUGCUAUGAAACUAUUUCCAAGGGUAGAACGGGAUCCCGCGUGCAUUGCUUUCGUUGGGAAACUGGUGGUGGUGGUUAGGGUUUUUUGGCGGAGGGGGGAGGAAGACACUUAUCGCUGGGCCCCCUCCGUCUCGGCUUGGGACAUGGUGUGGAUUUAUCUCAUAUCCCAUGUCUUGAGGCUGCCGCCGCCGCUGUUCCCUAUUUUUACCCAUACGGGCCCUUAUUAUUAACCAAGCGUAAAUAUGUAUAAAUUUUGACCAAACCAAGCUACACACUCAGAUACAUCCUGUGUAUAUGAUUUUAAUGGAGGACGGGAAAUUAGAAACUUAAAAGUGUACAGCUCCACUAAAGAUGGCCAGGUUAGUGAGUGCAGGUCAUUUGUCCACCCCGGUUUCACUUUAUGACGUUUGGCGUUAAUGCAGUGACCAAGAGUAUUGCUAGCCCAGCGUGGGACCUCUCUGCCCUCUUCUCUGCCCUACUCCUCCUCCUCUUUUUUUGUUGUUGUUACUGCGGGUCUUGUGUACUUGAGGAUGUGCUAACUCGCUUUCCCUCUUCCCCCUUAAAAGAUAGCUCUUGCAUUUAUUCCAGCUGCGUUUCCCGCCUUGUUGUGUAAGAAGGUGGGGUUGGGUCGCACACCUGUAUGCUUCUGGGAAGGGUCUUCUUCCAACUGGACCGUGGCAAAUAUUACUCUUGAGGGAGUUUGGACUCUGCUGGACACUACAAAGUUCCACAACCUUAGCUGCUGAUAACUCUUCCCAACUUCCUCUCUGCCAUGAUCCCUGAAAGAGGGUUCACUGAGAAGGGUGGGCCCUGUAGGAUGGAAUUCCCCCCCCCCCCAAACCUCUCUCCACCCUUAAUUGUUCUCUCAAUGCCAAUCUGGUUGAAGAUGUGGCUAAGCCCGGCUGGGGAAAAGGAUGAGCCCCUUUGAUUCUGUUGCCCUGCAGUGUCUCAAGCGACCACGCCUAGACACACAUGCCCUCGAUGACACUAAAACCAGGCCACGUUCCAGUGUGCAAAAGCGAAAGGGGAGAACCAGCACGCUGUCCUUCCUCGCUUAACGUGCCCCUUUUUUCGUUUGCUCUAGUUUUUUCCCCUCCCUCCUGAAAUCUCAAGAUUCUUUCAAAGUAGAUGGGUAUUACAGAAUUUUGCUCUUUGAAUUGCACCGUGUGGGGGUGGGGGUAGGGGGGGGGCGAGGGUUGCCCAGGGACCAUGACCUGUUGACACAACUUAAAAAAGUUUUGGGCAAAGGCAGUUUGCUUCCUGCAGCUUGUUAGCGGUGCAAUAUCCUUUUCUUGCUGUGUCCGUCCCGUUCCCCCCCCCCCUUUCAAAUUACAGUAGGUCUUCAUUUUCUGUGACAGGAUUUAUUUGGGCUGCUGUAUACUCAUUUAAUGUAACAAUGCUAUUAUCUAAAUAUUUGUAAAUAAAGUACCUGUAUCUAGACAAAAA
Messenger RNA from Thamnophis sirtalis, 2660 nucleotides. The record is from RefSeq and is a predicted model, not a curated record. NCBI's taxonomy places the organism in Eukaryota, Metazoa, Chordata, Lepidosauria, Squamata, Natricidae.